CGCAGCCGCACUAUCGGCGGCGGCGGCUUGAAAUUUCGGUGACUGGGAACUCUGUUUUGUUUACACCGGUUUUAAUAAUCUCUCCUCGCAUUUUGCAAUUUUGUGUUUUGUGGUGGAAAUUAUUAAAAAACAUUACCUCUAUCAUGGGCAUUGGGAAGCGCAAAAAACUCUACAACACUGUACUGUGUCAGACCUUCUCUUCCUGUGGGAACUUCCUCUUUGCUGGCAACAAUUUCGGUGACGUCUUCGUUUACAGCAUUCUAGAUAUUACGGAGACUCCUAGUGAGGAAGAUGUUACCAAGGUAGCCCCAUCGUUGGAACCUAUUCAGGUUUACAAUGUCACAGACGUGGGUCAUGUGCAGAGUAUGGUCUUCUACAAGGACUUCCUUAUUGUGGGAAUUCCGGGAGAGAUUCGGGGAUAUCAAUGGUGCGAAGACAGCAAGAAGAUCAAGAAAAAAGUCUGGGAAAUCCGUAUACCUAACAGUUAUGAGAGCAUAGAAGCCGUGGAUGUAAAUUCUCUGUGGCUUAAUGAAGAGACCGAUGAGGUUUUCUUGGGAUGCGGAGAUUCCAGAAUAUUGGGAAUUAAUCUUGAAGGAGGACAGAUAAUGAAGACUUAUGCUGAACACAAGGACUACAUUCAUUGCCUAAGUGGACUGGAGAAUCGCCUGUACUCUGCUUCUGAAGAUGGAAGUGUUAAAUUCUGGGAUCUUAGGCAGAAGAAGUCUACUGGAUCAGUGGAACCUUACAAGAAUCACGAACUCUUCCGCCCACAGAUGGGUAAAUGGCUUGGUACUGUGUCAUGUACUGAGAAUUUCUUCGUUUGUGGAGGUGGACCUAAGGCUUCCCUCUGGCACACGAGAACAAAUGAGUGUACGACGAUCUACCCAUUCCCAGGAGCAGUUCAUGUGUCUGGUUUCAAUGAAGACAGCGUUCUAUUGGCUGGACAGAACUCCAAUGUUAUUCGCUAUAGCCUCAAUGGGGAUAUCUCCGCGGAAAUACCAAUAUCUUCCCCAGCAACCUACUCCGUCAUCUGGCAGACAGCGCCCACAAAGAUCAUGUCCAUCGCUGGAGCUCAAAAUGAGAUAGAUAUCUGUCUCAAUUUCAAUUACAAGGACAUUCUUCUCAAGACCUACACGAAUGAGACACCUGACGUAUGAAUUGAUUUAUUCUAUAAAAACGAUACAGAAAAGAGAAAAGAAAAAUCAUUUUGGAGAA
Molecule: messenger RNA, 1215 nt
Organism: Lutzomyia longipalpis
Lineage: Eukaryota; Metazoa; Arthropoda; Insecta; Diptera; Psychodidae
Gene: thoc6
Product: THO complex subunit 6
Exons: 2
Coding region: 144-1157 (337 amino acids)
Biological process (GO): mRNA export from nucleus
Cellular component (GO): transcription export complex; THO complex
Molecular function (GO): protein binding
Source: RefSeq, a predicted model, not a curated record